ACUCACAGCGGGUGUCGCCGAGGUUGUCUCGGUCUGCACCAGGUGAGAACUGGACCCCGCGAGAGGAAAAGAUGCUAGAACCGAAAGAGAAUGGCCUGAUUGACCUACCAGAUUAUGAACACGUAGAAGACGAGACUUUCCCUCCAUUUCCACCUCCAUCCUCUCCACAGAGAGAUGGUGAAGGAGCUGAACUCAAUGAAGAGUCAGAGAGCCGAGAACCUGUUCCUGUCCCUCCAAAGAGAACAGUUAAAAGGAACAACCCUAGGCUGGACGCUCAGAGAUUAAUUUCAGAGAGGGGCCUUCCAGCCUUAAGGCAUGUGUUUGACAAGAUAAAAUUCAAAGGUAAAGGUCAUGAGGCAGAGGACUUGAAGACGCUCAUCAGACACAUGGAGCACUGGGCACAUAGACUAUUCCCCAAACUGCAAUUUGAGGAUUUUAUCGACAGAGUUGAGUACUUGGGAAAUAAAAAGGAAGUUCAGACUUGUUUAAAACGAAUUCGACUUGAUCUCCCUAUUUUACAUGAAGAUUUUGUUAGCAAUAGUGAUGAAGUAGGGGAAAAGAAUGGCCUUGAAGUAACAGCUGCUGAAUUUGAUCCCUUCCUGACAAACUCAGCAGAGAGUGAGCAGCUCACUCCUGAGCCCAGGAGGAGCCUCACGGAAGAGCAGCAGCAGAGAAUGGAGAGGAACAGACAGCUGGCCCUGGGGAGAAGGCAGGCAAAGCUGCUGAGCAGCAGUCAGGCCCCAGAAGAUGGCCUGUUCGUGGACACACCCAGCGCACAGGCGGUUGAGGAGGGGCAGCCUGGAGAGGAGCAGGAGGAAGUGAACGGAGACGUGGCCCACAGCCCGCGCGGCGAUACACUUGUCAGUGCUGUAAGUGGAGAGGAUGUGAAAUGAGAGGAAACACCGCCGGACCAGACUUUAUAACUCCAAGUCAAGCGCGGUGGUGCACGCCUAUAACCCCAGCACUGGGGAGGCUGAGGCAGGAGGAUCACUGUGAGUUGGAGGCCAGCCUGGGCUACGUAGUGAGUUCAAGGCCAGCCUGAAGUAGAGUGAGACCCUGUCUCAAAACACCAGAAAACCAUGUCAACUCCAUGCUGCACAGGGUUACUGAGGUUAACGAGGCCUCCACGGAGAAAGUGCGUUAACUCGACAUUCUGCAGUUUGCCAUUUGUACUUUACUUUGUAUGAAAAUUCUUAGGUAGUAAAAUUUAUGCAAAACCCUACUUAAAAUCUGGUAUUUAUUUAUGUUUGUCCCUUGUUGAUUUAGUUCAGCCUGUUUAUCCUGAGGACUAUUUUUAUAUAGCUGUGACCUCACGAAUGAUUAACAGUUACUAAGCGGCUGCUGCUGCUGGUGUGCGCUGCACAGCUGUGCUGACGAAAUGGGGUCACGCUGAAGGUGGAAAUAUGUUCCGACCAUUAAUGUGUCUUUUUAAAAAGAAGUAAAGUGAUUAUUUUUAA
Chinchilla lanigera (long-tailed chinchilla) is the source of this 1457-nucleotide messenger RNA. It is a transcript of the gene Tipin, whose product is annotated as TIMELESS interacting protein. Gene Ontology annotation, molecular function: DNA binding. Gene Ontology annotation, biological process: DNA replication checkpoint signaling; replication fork processing; DNA damage response. Bases 72 to 893 code for a protein of 273 amino acids. Gene Ontology annotation, cellular component: replication fork protection complex; nucleus. Lineage: Eukaryota; Metazoa; Chordata; Mammalia; Rodentia; Chinchillidae. The record is from RefSeq and is a predicted model, not a curated record. The transcript is spliced from 8 exons.